AUGGCUUCCGCCAAUUCUCUCACAGCCUCGGUGCAGGCCUUGACCCUGCAGUCCACCACCCAAACCUCCAAGUUCGCCGGCUGCUACCCGUCGCUGAACCCGAUGGACAUCUACCGCGAGCACAUUGCGGAGCAGCUGGGUAAGGCUGCUGAUAUUGAUCCCGAGUUGAUCUUCUCCCGCCUAGCUUGGACAAGCACUCUGGACAAGGGUGAUCUCUCAUUGCCGGUUGCAGCUCUUCGCAUCAAGAAGAAGCCUGAUGAGCUCGCCGUGGAGCUGGCCUCCAAGUUCCCCGAGUCAGAUCUCAUUCACCCUCCCACUGCCUUCGGACCGCACAUUCAAUUCUUCUGCAAGCCCGAUCCUCUAGCCAAGACUGUCCUCGGCCGCGUCCUCACCGAAAAGGCCGCCUAUGGUACCAACGGCAACAUGGGUCUCAAGGAUCCCUCUGAUCCCUCCAAGGGCAAGAAGAAGAUCAUCGUUGAGUUCUCUUCGCCCAACAUCGCCAAGCCCUUCCACGCCGGUCACCUGCGCUCCACGAUCAUUGGCGGUUUCCUGGCCAACCUCUACACUGUCAUGGGCUGGGAUGUCACCAAGAUGAACUACCUUGGUGACUGGGGUAAGCAGUAUGGUCUUCUGGCCAACGGCUUCAAGUACUUUGGAGAUGAGGAGGCCCUGACCAAGGACCCUAUCAACCACUUGUUUGACGUCUAUGUGAAGGUCAAUCGCAUUGUGGGCGAGCAAGAGGGCCCUAUCAAGGAGCUGAAGGAACAGAUUAAGGUGAAGAAGGAGAAGGGUGAGGACACCGCGUCCGAAGAGGCGGAGCUUGCCAAGCUGGUGGAUGCUAGUGAGGACGAGAAGGCUCGCCGCUACUUCAAGAGCAUGGAGGACGGCGACUCAGAUGCCCUUGCCCUCUGGGCCCGUUUCCGUGACCUCAGUAUUGCCAAGUAUAAGCAGACCUACGCUCGUCUGAACAUCGACUUUGAUGUCUACUCUGGUGAAUCACAAGUCAAGGCAGAGAGCAUGGCGAAUGCCUACAAGGCCAUGGAGAAGGCCGGCGUGACCGAGGAGUCUGAGGGUGCCAUCAUUGCCGAUUUCACCAAGCACGGUGCGAAGAAGCUGGGCAAGGCUAUUAUCAUCCGUAAGGACGGUACACCUCUCUAUCUUACUCGUGACAUCGGUGCCAUCCUGGAGCGUGACGAGAAGUACCAUUUCGACAAGAUGAUCUAUGUCGUGGCUGCCCAGCAAGAUCUUCACCUCGCUCAACUCUUCAAGGUGACCGAGUUGAUGGGUCGCAAGGAUCUGGCCGGCCGUUGCCAACAUAUCAACUUUGGUAUGGUCCAUGGCAUGAGCACACGUAAGGGUACCGUCAAGUUCCUGGACGAUAUUCUGCGUGACGUCGGCGACAAGAUGCACGAGGUGAUGAAGAAGAACGAGACCAAGUACGCGCAAGUUGAGAACCCCGAGGAGACUGCCGACACUCUCGGUAUCACUUCAGUCAUGGUUCAGGAUAUGACUGGCAAGCGUAUUAACGGAUACACCUUCAACUUGGACGCGAUGACCUCGUUCGAGGGUGACACUGGACCUUACCUUCAAUAUGCUCACGCUCGUCUGUGCUCUAUGGCUCGCAAGUCCGAGCUGAACAUCGAUGAGUUGAGCAGCGCCGACUUCUCUCUCCUCACCGAGCGUCACGCUGUUGAUCUCAUCCGCCUUCUCGCUUCAUGGCCUGAUGUGCUCGUCAACACCGCCAAGACCCUGGAACCCGUGACCGUGCUGAGCUACCUGUUCCGUAUGACGCACAUGCUCAGCUCCAGCUACGAUGUGCUCAAGGUGAUCGGCAGUGAGCCCGAGUUGAAGAAGUCUCGUAUGGCUCUAUACGCCGCUGCCCGCCAGGUUCUGCACAACGGCAUGCGCGUUUUGGGUCUCAACCCCGUGGAACGCAUGUAA
Messenger RNA from Penicillium diatomitis, 1941 nucleotides. Its product is annotated as arginine--tRNA ligase. Lineage: Eukaryota; Fungi; Ascomycota; Eurotiomycetes; Eurotiales; Aspergillaceae. Bases 1 to 1941 code for a protein of 646 amino acids. Gene Ontology annotation, molecular function: ATP binding; arginine-tRNA ligase activity. Gene Ontology annotation, cellular component: cytoplasm; mitochondrion. Gene Ontology annotation, biological process: mitochondrial translation; arginyl-tRNA aminoacylation. The transcript has 4 exons. The record is from RefSeq and is a predicted model, not a curated record.